AUGGCACCCGAAGCUGGGCUGUCGCGAGCAACAUUUGCAAAGCUCUCCCCUCACCCAUACCUGUUGGCAAACCUCGAUCCCUCCGACGAUGCGGCACCAGCGAGAAGCAAUGGACGCAUCCCGAGCGAAGUCCGGACCCCGACCGUAAAUUUAUCGAGCUUGUCACAUGCACACGGAAGCGCCGUGGUGCGUAUGGGUGAUACCACUGUCAUCUGUGGUGUGCGCGGCGAGACGAUCCUCACAUCCAACAUUCCCAGCUUCCGGGAGUCAAAUACCGAGACAGAGCUUUCGGAUUACGACCUCCUCGUCCCUAAUAUCGAAUUGGCAACUGGAUCUGCGCCUCAGUUUCUGCCUGGCGGCCCUCCAACAACGCUUGCUCAAACCCUGAGCACGAGGAUUUUUUCUUUACUGCACAGCUCGAAACUCGUUCAACCCGACGAUCUACGAAUAUGGCAUACGCGGUCAGAGGAAAGCUACGGCGAAGAAGACGAGAAAAUGGAUGACGAGAAUGAGGAUAAUGAUGAAGACGACGCGGCAAGCAGCAAGAAACAAGUCGUGGCCUAUUGGGUACUCUACAUUGAUAUAUUCUUUAUUUCCUUCGAUGGCAACCCUUUCGACGCAGCUUGGGCUGCUACACUUGCGGCCUUGCGAGACACCAAACUCCCGCAAGCACGAUUCGACCAGGAUAGAGAGCUGGUUAUCUGCUCGAGAGAAAACCCGAGACCUCUUGCGCUCAAGGGAAAGCCGAUCGCAUGCACCGCAGUCGUCUUCACAGGAAAGGAUACUGAUCAAUCUGACGAGAGCCGUUACUGGUUGCUGGCCGACCCUGACACUCUAGAAGAGUCUCUCUGCGACGAAAGCAUCACUAUUGUUGCCGACUGCAGCGGUGGAAGUGCUCAAAUUCUGUCCAUCUCCAAGCAGGGGGGAACCAGCCUGGACCCCAAGCUCUUGACUUCGAAGGAAUUCAUCAGCUGGAUCACAACGCGGUGGAAGGGCUUUACGGAAGCCAUUGAUAGCCAAGUUUAG
This is a messenger RNA of Clonostachys rhizophaga, 1026 nucleotides long. The record is from the annotation of a GenBank genome assembly. Lineage: Eukaryota; Fungi; Ascomycota; Sordariomycetes; Hypocreales; Bionectriaceae.